Molecule: messenger RNA, 3681 nt
Organism: Clonostachys rhizophaga
Lineage: Eukaryota; Fungi; Ascomycota; Sordariomycetes; Hypocreales; Bionectriaceae
Source: the annotation of a GenBank genome assembly
AUGGCCUCCUCUUGCAAAGAAAUCCCACUCGAAGUGUGGGAACGGCACAAGGACACAAUCUUGGGCCUUCGAUUCCAUGAAGGACUCCCGCUUGAUAGCGUCAAGACAAGCUCCAGGAAUGUCGUGCAGGUCAUGCGCGAUGAAUAUCAGUUUGAAGCCACGACGGCUCAGUACGAAGCACAACUCAAGAGAUGGAAAGCGGCCAAAUACCUUAAGAGACAUGAUUGGGAGGCGCUACUCCCAUUGUACUGUACGCUGGAACGGCAGGGCCUCAAACCACGCGUAAGGCUCGGCGACCAAAUUCUCGACCAAAAGAGAAUAGAGAAAGCCCGCCGCCGAUAUCUUCCAGUAAAAAGUAGGGUACCUCAAGAUAACCAGGAGUUGCUACCUUCGGCGCACACCCGUUUGUGGCGCCUAGAAAUCUGGCGACAUGGCCAAUUUUCGGAAUAUUCCGGCCAGGAAGGAGAGGCUACGAUUGCAGAUACUCUACCCACGGCAGUUUUAGGCCCUGGAGUUGCGAAUAUGGAUAUAGAGGAGCUUCCUCUGUCAGCUACUUUGUUGCCAGCACAGAGUGACCCAAUCUGGACGGCAAACCAGCUCGAAGCCAACACACCCAGCUCCCAGCUUACCAUCUUUCACCCGACUUUAUGUUCACCUCGACCGGACCCACAGACAUUGAGUCAGAUAACGAGCUAUUUCAUAACGGAGGGUAUCCUGUCCGACUCGCCAUUUGCUCAUCCUGAUGCGUCUGUUGCAUUAAGUCCGAGAAAUGCAGCAGAUGUUUUCACACUGGGGCCAAAAGUAGCACAUUACGAGCCGCAGUUGGUGUUGUCCGAUGAAUAUACACAGACCAUGCUCCGACAUCCAUCUCGAGAAACAAUCGGUCUCGCUUCUGAUACACUACUUCUACCACACUACAAUGGGAACAGUAGUAUCUACAGCUCUAUACCGCCCCUGGUUGCAUAUCAGGAUGAGCCCCGAUUUAUCCUCUCCGAUGAAAAUAUUGCGCUCAUGAUCCAAAACAUACUUCAAGAGCCCCCGGACAGUAUAUGCAUGGAUCUAGCGAAUACCACUAUUCAGACCGUAUCCGAGCAGCUUGAGUCGCUCCUGCGCGACGGUUUCUUCGAAGACGAAUGCCCUGACACUUCCGGCGCAGUUUCUAGGACCAUAUCAAUGUCCGAAAUCCACGGAAGAAUUCUCCUCUCAAUCGCCAAUAAUUUCGCGGGCCUAGAAGGCGUCCCCUGUGCUAUUAUUCUAGGUGUACUGAAGUCCUCGUCUGAGAUGACAGUAAACCUCCUGAAAUACCUCCAGUCUGGAAUAUUAAGUAUUUCCAAGCCCCUGGCUGACAAUCUAUUCCGUGCUGCCAUCGAAGCUGGCGAUUAUGGCGUGGUUAACACGAUUCUGGAAACCACCCGUGGCCAAGCCAACGAGAUCGACGUGAAUGGGAUUGUUUGUCAACUGCACGGCGAAACUUUUACUGCGCUUUCAUUGGCUUCUUAUUUGCACCAGCCUGCCAUUGUCCGCACGCUCAUUGAUUGCGGAGCCAAAGUUCACGUUUCUGGGGAUUCGGUCUCGAGAAGUUGCGCCUUGACUUCACUAUACCAAGAAUACCGCGUUGGAUGGGGAGAGAAAUCUCGGUGUCCUAAGAAUCCAGUAAAGGCUGUUGAGAUCGCAAAGCUAUUGUUGGACAACGAACCUAGUGCUGUUGUGAGAUUGCUCAAAGAUGCCUUUUUUACCACGCCUUGCCAGCUGCUUGAAGUAUUAGUUCAAGCCGUGCCCCCAGAGCACCAUCAUGAACUGUUUAUUCCAGAAAACCCUGAAACACACACAAUUUGUGGGCACUUAAUAUGGAGACUGGGUAGCAUCGCGGAAAAAUUGAGGCCACUGGUAGCAGUCAAGGUCAUCAAAGGCCUUUUGGCAGAGUGCAAGACCAUGGAAUGCGCACGAAACUGCGCGGAGAACAGUAGAAAGGAUCUCAAUCGACUUCUCACUCUAUCCAUUACAAAGGACAGCAUGGACCUUGCCAGUUACCUCCUGGAGCAUACUAGACCGACAAUGGGGAACCUUUCGGCUGCCAUUCGCGGCGGACAACAGAACAUGGUGAAGCUCAUGUUGGAGCAAGGUGCUAUUACUAAUGGGGAAGCCGUAUGCUUAGCGAACAUGUCCCAUCAAUACGACUAUACUGGUAAUUGCCGAUGGCCAACGACGCCACUAGCUGAGGCCAUAAGAACGCAAAACUGCGGUCUCAUUAGGCAUCUGGAGGAAAGGGGUGCACUGGAUAGAAUAUCUGACCCGUCCUUGCCUGAUUCACUAGCAGCAGUUAUCGCAACAGUGGAGGUGGGCAAUUUGCCGUAUCUCAAACAGCUUCUGGAACGAGCUCCACCCGGAAUUGAACUGAAAUAUGCUCUCGUAGAAGCAAUGGAGCUGAAACAUACCGAAAUUGCUGAUAGACUCAUGGUAUAUGUUGCUGAAGGCGAUGACGGGUCCCGACAUAGUGCGGAUCCAAUAUUGCGAUCGGCGCUAGAGAUACGCGACAAAGACCUGGUAUACAAGACAAUCAAGUAUUUUGGAACACCAGAUUUGAGCACUCUAUCCAUAGAGGCAGCUGUCCGUUGGGGGGAUGUGAAUAUUGUCAAAUGUUUAAUUGAACUGGAGCCGAGUUUCAUGGGGCUUACCGGCAGACCGGCACUUGACUUCGCGAUCAAAAACAACCACGUCGAGUUCGCGACUCUUUUUCUCGAUCGGGGUGCCCAGCCUAUUGGGCUUCAAGAAGCAAUAGAGGUUGGUAGUUCUGAAUUGGCACGGCUCUUACUGAAAUACGGCGCCAAUCCGGACAACGGGGACGCUUUCGCACUUGCUCUUCAUGCCCCUAACACGUCUUUGCUCAAAAUCCUAUCGGAGGCUUUCGCCUUGAGGUAUCCCGAUGGAAAAAAAGGGUUCGGCGGCAAGGCCUUGAUCACAACAUUUGAUGCUCGUGAUAGUUCAGCCCUGGAAUUCUUGAUUGGGUUAAACCUAGAUGUGAACAGCACUGCGACUCGGCCUGGUUCUGAUUAUGACUAUACUACCGCGUUGCUGUACGCUAUCGAAUCCUGCGGAAAAUAUGACCUGGUGGGCAAUAAAAUGAUCAGCCAGCUACUCAAGGCUGGUGCGAUGCGUGGCCGUCAGCCACUCCUCAUGGCUAUCAAGUCUAACAACAUACAGAUAGUGAAAUUACUCCUGGAUAGUGCGUUCGAUAUCAACCAACCAGCACAAGAGCGUUUAAGUCGCACGCCUCUGCAGCAGGCAUGCGAGAUAGGCAACUUCCAGAUGGUCGAGUACCUGGUCAAUCAAGGUGCAGAGGUCAAUGGUCCCCCGGCAGUAAAUGGUGGUGGGACUGCCCUUCAACUUGCAGCUAUCAACGGGAAUGUGAGAGUUGUUAGGCUUCUUUUGGGUAAAAAAGCCAAUAUCCAUGCUGAUCCAGCGUUAAUUCAUGGACGAACAGCUCUCGAAGGGGCUGCGGAACAUGGCCGGAUCAGUGUCCUUGAUAUUUUGCUUAAAAAAGGAGCCGACGGAUACAGUAAACAUGCUAUUGAAAAGGCAAAAUCGUUUGCAGAGAAGCAAAAGCAAAGGGGUUGCGAGGAGCGGCUCAAACAAGCCCUGUUCCGAGCUGGUGCAGGGGUCCGCGGUUCACUAUGUCUUUGA